Molecule: messenger RNA, 1532 nt
Organism: Eucalyptus grandis
Lineage: Eukaryota; Viridiplantae; Streptophyta; Magnoliopsida; Myrtales; Myrtaceae
Product: protein HGH1 homolog
Exons: 9
Coding region: 221-1231 (336 amino acids)
Source: RefSeq, a predicted model, not a curated record
GUGUACGCAGAUGUGAGAUUGUUCGCGAAAAGACGGAGAAGCAAAGUGGGGGAGCGGCGAAGGGGAAGGGAUUGAUCUGAAAGCGGCCGACGAGCGGCGGACCAGGACGGCGGCGGUUUGAGGGUUUUGGGUUUCUGCAGUUCUUUAUUUUCGAUUCGUUUCCGCCACAGCUCCGAACUCGAAGUAACCGCACGCACCAACACACCGACGUACGACGCCAAUGGCGACUGAGAUGGAAGAAUUAGUGGGCUUCUUGUCUUCGCCUUCUCCCCCCGUGAAGAAGGCGGCGGUGGACAUUGUCAGUGGAUUAACUGGAAGUGAGGAUGGGUUGCAGUCUCUGGCUACGUUUGCAAAGAUUUUACUGCCGUCGUUGGCUCGGCUUUUGAGUGAAAAUAAGGAGGUGUCUCAACCAGCGGCAGAAGCUCUUGUAAAUCUUUCACAGAAUUCUAACAUGGCAUCCAAGAUGGUCACAAUAGGAAUGGUCAAAACAGCCAUGGAUUUGUUGUACAAACCAGAUACAUCAAUCACUAGACUACUUGUUAUGCUUCUGGUCAAUCUUACACAGUUGGAUGUUGGUAUUGCAUCAUUGCUCCAGACAGGAGAAGAGAAGGUGCAAGGAUUAUAUGUGAUGAAGCUUGUGAGGUCAUUUUGUAGAUCCUCCAAUGAAUCAGGCGAUGAUUCAUUUGAGCAUGUGGGUUCAAUCCUGGUAAACAUUUCAAAAAAUGAAGCAGGGAGGAAGAUUCUACUGGAUCCCAAACGAGGUCUCCUUAAGCAGAUCAUCCGCCAAUUUGAUUCAAGUAGUCCUUUGCGGAAAAAGGGGGUAUGUGGAACUAUUCGCAACUGCUGUUUUGAAGCUGAGAAUCAACUGCAGAAUUUGCUUUUAGUAUCCGAGUUUCUUUGGCCUGCUCUUCUUCUGCCUGUUGCUGGCCAUAAGAUCUAUGCUGAGCAAGAUACAGCAAAGAUGCCUCCUGAGCUUGGGACUGCAUUGUCAAUUGACCGGGAGCCAGUUGGUGAUCCUGAAAUUCGGAUCCAAGCACUUGAGGCAAUCUAUUUAAUCGUAUUACAGGAAGCGGGGAGGAGAGCCUUGUGGUCUCUCAACGGGCCAAGGAUACUUCAAGUAGGUUAUGAAGAUGAGGAAGAUCCUAAAGUAAUGGAAGCAUACGAGCGGAUUGGCUCUUUGCUUGUUGAUGGUAGUGGAACAGAGGAAUCGACCGCUGAAGCAACCAAGUAGCUGGGUGUAUCUCGCAAGCUGCUGUCAAGAAGUCCUCAUAAUUUUGUUGUGUUUUCCCAGCGAGGAACUUGAUGGUGAUCGUGAAGGUUGUUCUUUAGGUUCAUUUAUGCUCUCUACGUUAUAGUGUAGCUUGAUAUGCGCUGUGAAAUAUGCGGCAAUGAUAUUUAGCUUGCUCAGACAGGCACUCUUCUAUUUUCCCGGGUGACCAAUGCUCGGUGCUAGAUGAAUUUUGAGUAUAUUGCUUCUAUAUAGCAAUAGGAGAUCAUAUAGACCUGAGUAUUGGACAAACUUCUCGUCUGCC